Dalotia coriaria is the source of this 2418-nucleotide messenger RNA. Its product is annotated as ATP-binding cassette sub-family F member 3. The record is from RefSeq and is a predicted model, not a curated record. Lineage: Eukaryota; Metazoa; Arthropoda; Insecta; Coleoptera; Staphylinidae. Gene Ontology annotation, molecular function: ATP binding; ATP hydrolysis activity.
AGAAAUAUAACCUGUAAAAUUGCAGCCUCUCCUUUCCAAACCCGAUUCGAACGUGAGUCGUGUGCGGAAAUCGUGGUUGCGUGUGAGUUUUACAUGCCCACCGGAAUAGCGGACACGGAAAUUGUGUGGCGCUAAUAAAAUGACGAAAUGUAGCGACUACAUCGAGACGGAGUUUCCACAAUUGGAUGGCGAUUUAAAGCAAUAUGUUCAAGACGUGUUGAAAAAUGGUGCUGACGACUUUCAAGACGCCGAGGAAGUAUACGACGCCGUCGGCGAAGUGUUGCUACAGGUGUCUCUUGAUAAAACUGAAGAUGACAUAUGGAAUAUAUGUGCUCAGCUUCUGAAGUUACUAAAACCAAAAGGCAAUGAUAAAAAUGGACCAACAAAGGUGCUCAAUGCACCUAUACAUCUUGGAUCAAUGGCUGCCAAUCAAGAGACCAAUAUUGAUGAUGUCAAAAGCAUAUGGAUGAUGCAGAGGGAUGAGAGUUUAAAAGUUGAUUCUAAAAAAUUAGAAAAAGCCCAAGCAAAACUCCAAGAAAAACAAGAAAAGCGUUCUAAGGAUCAAUACAAACCAGCCACAGCACCAAAACUAGAAAGUGCCACAGCCUCACAAGUAACCAGUAAGAAGGAGAUCAAAUUGGAGGCGAAGGGAACGAACAAAACGACAGACAUCCGCAUCGAAAACUUUGACAUUGCUUACGGAGAUCGUGUUUUGUUGAGCAACGCGGAUGUAACACUUGCAUUCGGUCGGAGAUAUGGUUUGGUCGGACGUAACGGUCUAGGAAAAACAACGCUGUUGCGGAUGAUAUCCGCUGGUCAACUGCGCAUUCCGAGCCACAUUAGUAUUCUGCACGUGGAGCAGGAAGUCAUCGGAGAUGAAACUAUAGCACUUAACAGUGUUUUAGAGUGUGAUACAGUAAGAAAUGAUUUGUUGAAGCGCGAGAAAGAGUUAAACGCGAUGAUAAAUUCAGGUUCAACAGAUCCAGCGUUGUCUAAUGAAUUAAGCGAAGUAUACGCUUCACUUUUAAACAUUGAAGCUGAUAAAGCCCCGGCGAAAGCGUCGAUUAUCCUAAACGGUCUUGGAUUUACUACGGCUAUGCAAGCUGCAGCUACGAAAACUUUCUCAGGUGGUUGGAGAAUGCGUCUUGCGCUCGCACGCGCUUUGUUUUCACGCCCGGAUUUAUUACUGCUUGAUGAACCGACGAACAUGUUGGAUAUUAAAGCCAUCAUUUGGUUGGAGAAUUACCUGCAGAACUGGCCCACUACGCUGUUGGUGGUUUCUCACGACAGGAACUUUUUGGAUACAGUGCCUACGGACAUACUGUAUUUACACUCGCAGCGUAUUGAGCCGUAUCGCGGAAAUUACGAGCAAUUUAUUAAGACGAAAACUGAAAAUAAGAAUCAGCAGCGCGAGUAUGAAGCUCAGCAACAGCAUCGUGCACACGUGCAGGAGUUCAUCGAUCGGUUCAGAUACAAUGCGAAUCGGGCGUCCAGUGUGCAGUCGAAAAUCAAAAUGUUGGAAAAACUGCCAGAAUUAAAACCAAUUGAAAAAGAAGUCGAUGUGGUGUUAAAGUUUCCUGAUACAGAACCUCUUUCUCCGCCGAUUUUACAACUCAGCGAAGUUGCCUUCAGAUACAACACCGCUCGGUUGAUAUUUGCCGAUGUUAACCUCAAUGCAACACUAGAGUCCCGUAUUUGUAUCGUUGGUGAUAACGGUGCUGGUAAAACUACAUUGUUGAAGAUUAUUAUGGGCAUGUUAACACCUACCUCAGGUAUGCGGCAUGUGCAUCGUAACCUCAAAUUCGGAUACUUCAGCCAGCACCACGUGGAUCAGUUGGAUAUGAAUGUGAAUUCGGUUGAGUUGCUGCAGCAGAGUUACCCUGGUAAACCGUCCGAAGAGUAUAGAAGGCAGUUGGGUAGUUUUGGCGUGUCAGGUGACUUGGCACUGCAGACUGUUGGCAGUCUUAGUGGAGGACAGAAAAGUCGUGUGGCGUUCGCGCGGAUGUGCAUGGGGAUGCCUAACUUCUUGGUUCUUGACGAACCGACGAAUCAUUUGGACAUCGAGACGAUAGAGGCGCUUGGAAAGGGAAUAAAUAAAUAUAAUGGUGGUGUAAUACUUGUAUCGCACGACGAGCGCCUGAUUCGAAUGGUGUGCAAGGAGCUGUGGAUCUGUGGUAAUGGCUCCGUGAAGAGUAUAGAAGGCGGAUUCGAUGAAUAUAGGAAAAUUGUAGAACAAGAAUUGGAGGCGGCGGCCAAGUGAACGUGCCUAGCACCACCUAGGUGGUGAACAUUUGUACCAUGUAUUAACCUAAUGUAAUUUAUUACAUGCAUGCAUUCGCAACCUCAACUCUCAGAAUAUGUGUAAAGUAUAUAAAGUUGGGUGGAACAAAGGAACUAAACAAUUGAAAAAAAAAACAA